CUCCAACACCUUUCAUAAACAACACAUUUUCUUCUCUCUCUAAACACCCUCAUUCUCUCUUGUUUCUCUCUCUAAGUAGUUACAAUGAAUGGAAGCUCCACAGAUGAUCAAAGCACAACUACUGAUACAACCUCGACAGUUGCGGCCCCGGUGACGAUGACACCACCAAUCGGAAGCGCUGGAAGCGUGGUUCUCGACCAAGAAGCCGGUUUAGAAGCCGAGUCAAGGUCUAAGUUGCCUUCAUCAAGGUACAAAGGUGUUGUCCCACAGCCUAAUGGUCGUUGGGGAGCUCAGAUUUACGAGAAACACCAGCGCGUGUGGCUCGGGACGUUUAACGAAGAACACGAAGCUGCGAAAGCAUAUGAUACGGCCGUGCAAAGGUUCCGUGGCCGUGAUGCGGUCACCAACCUCAAACCGCUUCCUGCGGACAGCGAAGAAGCGAGUUUCGAAUUGAGUUUCUUGAAUUCUCAUUCUAAAUCUGAGAUUGUUGAUAUGUUGAGGAAACACACAUACAAUGACGAGCUAGAGCAAAGUAGAAGAAACAACAGCUUACAGAAAAACCCUUUCAAAACCGGGUUUGGAUCGGGUCACAAGUUGGUCAACGCUCGUGAACAAUUGUUCGAAAAGGCGGUUACCCCUAGCGACGUCGGAAAGCUGAACCGGCUUGUGAUACCGAAGCAACAUGCCGAGAAGCACUUCCCUUUGCAAAUUGGAAACACUUCAAAAGGAGUUCUUUUGCAUUUUGAAGAUAUUGGGAUGAAAGUUUGGAGAUUUCGUUAUUCAUAUUGGAAUAGUAGUCAAAGCUAUGUUUUAACCAAAGGUUGGAGCCGGUUUGUCAAGGAAAAGAAUUUAAAAGCCGGUGACAUUGUUAGUUUUCAAAGAUCUACCGGUCCAGACAAGCAGCUUUACAUCGAUUGGAAGACGAAAAACGAGUCAGGUAACGCGAAUCCACAACCGAUCCAACCGGUUCAACCAGUACAGAUGUUUAGGUUGUUUGGAGUUGACAUAUUCCGCGGUGAUGAUAAUAGUAGUAGUACUAAUAAUAAUAAUAAUAAUGCCCGUCUUGAUAACAUUUGCAAUGGGAAGAGAAAUAACAUGGAUAUGUUGUUGGGGAUAGGGAAUUGUAAGAAACAAAGAAUUAUCCACCCUUUGUAACAAUUUCUCUUUCUUUGGGGUAUGUUUGAUAAUAUUUUGGAUUACUUUUUUUCUUCUAGAGAUGAUGAUGAUGAUGAUGGGGCUGGAAAGUGGUGGGAAUGGAAUAGAGGAGAUGCAAGUUGCAAAAGUUUGUAUAUUGAAUUUUAGAAAUUCAACGAUAAUUGAGCUAAAGAAAGCUCAUUGUAGGGAUCAUGUUGAACAGUUGUAAAAAAAUUGAAAAAGAAUAACAAAAAUAGAAACUUUUUUUCCCUAAA
Helianthus annuus (common sunflower) is the source of this 1409-nucleotide messenger RNA. RefSeq names its product AP2/ERF and B3 domain-containing transcription factor RAV1. The transcript has a single exon. The record is from RefSeq and is a predicted model, not a curated record. Bases 85 to 1155 code for a protein of 356 amino acids. Gene Ontology annotation, molecular function: DNA binding; DNA-binding transcription factor activity. Gene Ontology annotation, biological process: regulation of DNA-templated transcription. NCBI's taxonomy places the organism in Eukaryota, Viridiplantae, Streptophyta, Magnoliopsida, Asterales, Asteraceae.